Molecule: messenger RNA, 651 nt
Organism: Hibiscus syriacus
Lineage: Eukaryota; Viridiplantae; Streptophyta; Magnoliopsida; Malvales; Malvaceae
Exons: 2
Coding region: 1-651 (216 amino acids)
Molecular function (GO): nucleic acid binding; RNA-DNA hybrid ribonuclease activity
Source: RefSeq, a predicted model, not a curated record
AUGAAUUUUGAUGGUGCAUCAAAUGCUGUUGAGUAUGGAAUUGGGACAGUAUUGGUUUCACCUGAAGGAGAUCACUAUCCUUUCACCAAUCGUCUCACUUUUGAAUGUACAAACAACAUGGCUGAGUAUGUAGCUUGUAUCAUGGGGAUCCGAGCUGUAAUUGAGCGCAAAAUCAAAAUCCUAGAAGUGUUCAGAGAUUUUGCCUUAGUUAUUUAUCAACUUCGUGGAGAAUGGAUGACUAGAGAUUCUAAAUUGGUAGAGUACAAGAAUCUAGUCAUGGAUCUGAUAAAAGGAUUUGAGGAGAUUACUUUUAGUUAUCUCCUGGGAGAAGAAAACCAGAUGGCGGAUGCCUUAGCCACACUAGCUUCAAUGUUCAAAGUCAAUGAUGAAGCUCGCAUGAUGCCCAUUCGAAUGAGUAUAAGAGAAAUACUGACACACUGUUGUAAUAUUGAAGAAGAGGAUAAGGAAGAUGGUUUCCCUUGGUACUAUGAUAUUCUUCAAUAUGUGAAAUGUCGAACUUACCCUGCUGAAGCUACUGAAAAUGAUAAAAGAACACUAAAAAGAUUGGCUAUGGGAGUAAUGAUGGAGCUCAAGUUAGAAGAGGUUGAGAGGGUUCAGAACAAAUUUGAUCAGUUGAAUUUAACUGGUUAG